ACGUGGUGCUGCGCUCCUUCCGCCCGCCAUUUUAGGCUGGGUCGGCGUCGGCGCCAUUAAAACGAGCGGGCGGCGGGCGGAGGGCUCGGGCCGGGGCCGCCAGCGGGGCCGGCGCCAUGUCGGAGCAGCAGUUCGCCGUGGACGCGGCCGGCGGCGGGGGCGGCCCGGCGGAGCAGCCGGAACAGCCCGAGGGGCUGCCGGGGGCCGGCGCGGGGGGCGCCGACGGGGCUGGCGGCGGCGGCGGCGGCGGGGGCGAGUCGGAGGGAGCCAAGAUCGACGCCAGCAAGAACGAGGAGGACGAGGGGAAAAUGUUUAUUGGCGGCCUGAGCUGGGACACUACAAAGAAAGACCUGAAGGACUAUUUCUCUAAAUUUGGCGAAGUUGUAGACUGCACUCUGAAGUUAGACCCCAUCACUGGGCGAUCGAGAGGCUUCGGCUUUGUGCUCUUUAAAGAAUCGGAGAGCGUGGAUAAGGUCAUGGACCAGAAAGAACACAAGCUGAAUGGGAAGGUCAUUGAUCCUAAAAGAGCUAAAGCCAUGAAAACAAAAGAACCCGUCAAAAAGAUUUUUGUUGGGGGCUUAUCUCCAGACACACCUGAAGAGAAAAUAAGGGAAUACUUUGGAGCAUUUGGUGAGGUUGAGUCUAUAGAGCUCCCCAUGGACAACAAAACUAACAAGAGGCGUGGAUUUUGCUUCAUUACUUUCAAGGAGGAGGAACCAGUGAAGAAAAUAAUGGAAAAGAAAUACCACAACGUUGGGCUUAGUAAAUGUGAAAUAAAAGUAGCCAUGUCAAAGGAACAGUACCAGCAGCAGCAGCAGUGGGGGAGCAGAGGAGGAUUUGUCGGAAGAGCUCGAGGAAGAGGCGGCGGCCCCAGUCAAAACUGGAACCAGGGAUACAGCAACUACUGGAAUCAGGGGUAUGGGAACUAUGGCUACAACAGCCAAGGGUACGGAGGUUAUGGAGGAUAUGACUACACUGGUUACAACAACUACUACGGAUAUGGUGACUAUAGCAAUCAGCAGAGUGGUUAUGGGAAAGUAUCUCGGCGAGGUGGUCAUCAAAAUAGCUACAAACCAUACUAAAUUAUUCCGUUCGCAACUUACCCUGAACAGCGGGAACUUCAUUGCAGGCCCUGUGUCGCGCUGACUUCACGAUUCUCACAGGCCCGCUCAAUGCGGACAGGGUACGAGAUGCUCACGCUCUCGAAUGCUGCCGUUUGGUAUGGUCUCUUCCAACAUCCUGUAUCAGCAUUAUAAAAUAAAAUGGAUACUUCAAGCUUUGCCUUCACUUAUUUCUUUGCUUUUAAAACUAUAUGUAAUGUAAUUUUAAUGCAUUUUUUACAGGCCCAGUAAUGGUUAAAUACGUCAGCUUACUGAAUAAUUUUAACUUUGUUCUUCUAAGGAUACAGCUUGUCUCUGGAUUUUCCAGUCUUAAUUUUAUAUUUUAUUAAUCUAUUUUAAUGCUUGCUUUUCCCAUUUAUAGACAUGGUAGCAGUAAUUGCAAGAAGUUCUUGAGCUGAAUUCCUGUUGUGUCGACUUCUCCUUAGCUUCUGAGCACAAUCCUACUAUAGUAGUUGAUGUAACCUUUUCUUCUAGUUGUAUUUUCUUAACGGAUAAGCUAAUAAUACUCUAUAGUGGGUCGGCACAAUUCCUAAACGCAACCUUCUGGGCCGGAAAGGUCCGUCCACCAGCGUAGCUUUUGGUGGUGGUUACGGGUAUCUGAGAUGUCUCGCAACAUCUGAGACUAGAAGCAUUUUGUCAGUAAAUUCACAGCUUACGAUGAAAAGCUUGCCUUAAACAUUGGCGCACAUGUGGAUUUCCAGCUCAUGGACUCUCCUGUUCAGCUUUAAUUUUAAAAAGCAUAUAUUUACAUGAUUAAUGUCGAUAUACCAUAUUUACGUAGAGUGGGACAUAGGGGUAUCUAAAAAGCAGUUUUCUGUUAAUAAAAAAGAAAGAAAAAGCUGUUCUGCCCGCUGUCAGUUGGCACAGAAUGACUUGUUCCUCUCUUUUCUUUCUCCUAGGUGCAGCAGCAGUAUUUUCUCAUGGGAAGAGUCAUUUGGGGCGGCACAUGCUGCCUGCUAAUAGCAGUUCAGACUAAUUUUUGUAUCAAGUCCAUGACGGGAAGUAAGCCGUGGGGUCCCCCUGAAGUUUAAUUGAGUGCUCAUUAAGGCAAAAUGGCUUUCACACCGUCUUAUUUCUUAACCACGAUGCUUACCGAUCGCUUUGUUUUACGCCCCUCCCUCUGUACCGUAGCGCGAGUCCUGUGUUGAAGCCCCGUGUGGCAGUGUCCUGCUGUAGUGGUGUCGGGCCGGUUUUUUAAUAAAUCUUUUUGUACGAA
Messenger RNA from Oxyura jamaicensis (ruddy duck), 2337 nucleotides. RefSeq names its product heterogeneous nuclear ribonucleoprotein D (gene HNRNPD). The transcript is spliced from 9 exons. Gene Ontology annotation, molecular function: RNA binding. Bases 117 to 1082 code for a protein of 321 amino acids. Gene Ontology annotation, cellular component: nucleoplasm. The record is from RefSeq and is a predicted model, not a curated record. NCBI's taxonomy places the organism in Eukaryota, Metazoa, Chordata, Aves, Anseriformes, Anatidae. Gene Ontology annotation, biological process: regulation of gene expression.